This is a messenger RNA of Morus notabilis, 1771 nucleotides long. Its product is annotated as transcription initiation factor IIA large subunit. The record is from RefSeq and is a predicted model, not a curated record. The transcript has 11 exons. NCBI's taxonomy places the organism in Eukaryota, Viridiplantae, Streptophyta, Magnoliopsida, Rosales, Moraceae. Gene Ontology annotation, cellular component: transcription factor TFIIA complex. Gene Ontology annotation, biological process: transcription by RNA polymerase II; transcription initiation at RNA polymerase II promoter. Bases 248 to 1420 code for a protein of 390 amino acids.
CUCUCUCUCUCUCUCCCAAAUCGUCGAUCUGUUUCUCACUCAUCAUCUCCCCAAACCCUAGACCCUUCCGGUCCUUCUCCGUCCCAAUUUGGCUAUUCGACUCCUCGGUGCCUUCGAUUUUCUCUCCCUGUAGAAAUUUUCCUUUCCGUUUUCCUCGUGAGACUUCGUCUUCUUCGGAUCGGUGACGUCUGUAAGGGGGAUUUCGUCGGAGGUUGAAGGGGAGAGGAAUCUUCUGGAGGGAACAAACAUGGCGACUUCGACGAGCGCCGUCUACGUCAGCGUUAUCGAGGAUGUCAUCAGCAAGGUCCGCGACGAGUUCAUCAACAACGGCCCUGGAGAAGACGUUCUCAAGGAGCUUCAAGGAAUGUGGGAGGCGAAAAUGAUGCACGCGGGUGUAGUAAAUUCUCCCAUAGAGAGGUCCGGGGCAGCAAAGCCCACACCUGGUGGUCCAAUCACCCCAGUUCAUGAUCUUAAUGUACCCUAUGAGGGGACCGAGGAGUACGAAACUCCAACAGCCGAUAUGCUUUUUCCUCCGACACCGUUGCAGACUCCCAUUCAAACACCUUUACCGGGAACUGCAGACAUUUAUAAUAUUCCCACUGGGCCUACUGACUAUCCUGCGUCUGGAAAUGAGACCCCUAGUGGCGGCGGCGGUGGCGGAGGUGGCGGUGGUAAUACUGAUAUGAAAGGUGGAAGACCUAGCCCAUACAUGCAACCUCCUUCCCCUUGGAUGAGCCAGCGGCCUUCACUUGAUGUCAACAUUGCUUAUGUGGAAGGGCGGGAUGAGGUGGACAGAGGGACCUCUCAUCAACCCCCCACACAGGACUUCUUCAUGCCGCCUUCCGGCAAGAGAAAACGUGAUGAACUGCCUUCGCAGUAUCAAGCUGGUGGAUUUCUCCCCCAACAAGACGGAGCUGGAGAUGUUGCCCCUGAAGUUUUUGAGAUUGAGGUAAUUGGAGGAAGCACUUCAGAUGGCACACGUGGAAAUAGUGAGAUAUUGGCAAGUGUAUUGGGGGUAUCCUCAAAGAUUCCUCAACUUGAUGGGCCCAUUCCUGAUCCUUAUGAUGAUGUACUUUCUACUCCCAAUAUAUACAACUAUCAAGGAGUCUUCAAUGAAGAUUACAACAUAGCAAACACACCUGCUCCGAAUGACCUUCCAGCUGGCACUCCUGCUAUUCCUGCUCCAAAUGAUGUUGGAGAGGAUGAUGAUGAUGAGCCCCCGUUGAAUGAAAAUGAUGACGAUGAGUUGGAUGAUAUAGACCAAGGAGAGGAGCUAAACACACAACAUUUAGUUUUGGCUCAGUUCGACAAGGUAACCCGCACCAAGAGCAGGUGGAAAUGCACGCUGAAGGAUGGCAUUAUGCGCAUAAACAAUAAGGAUAUUCUCUUUAAUAAGGCAACGGGGGAAUUUGACUUCUGAUUUGCCUGAGAAUUAUCUAUUUUGCAAAUUUAGUGGCAGUGGCCUAAGAAGAGCAAGUCAAGAGGUGCCGUCGGGUGUUUCGUGAAUUUUCCUUAUUGAUUAUUAUUAAGUGAAAGCUUGAGGGAAAAGAACAGCAUGCUUAGUACUUAAAAAAAAAAAAAAAAGAUGGGACUGGACGUUGGCUUGUUGUACAUAACGGAUGAGAGCGUUUUCGGCCUUAAAAAUGGAUGGUCGCUCGAGGCAUUUCUAGAUGUUGCAAUUCUGUAGUGGAAUAUAUGAUUCCAUCGACUUUGUAUACUUGGACCUUUUUUUUGGUUAAUUUAUGAAUUUGAAUUAGUUAUCUCUAUUUUA